Molecule: messenger RNA, 2306 nt
Organism: Girardinichthys multiradiatus
Lineage: Eukaryota; Metazoa; Chordata; Actinopteri; Cyprinodontiformes; Goodeidae
Product: E3 SUMO-protein ligase ZBED1-like
Exons: 2
Coding region: 2-1924 (640 amino acids)
Molecular function (GO): protein dimerization activity; DNA binding
Source: RefSeq, a predicted model, not a curated record
GAUGGCAAGUCGCGCACCAUAUGAACUCGUCGCUAAGAAGAACACGACAUCUGCAGUCUGGCAAUACUUCGGGUUCCUAGCAAAUGAGAAGGGGGAGCCAGUAAAUACUGAUGAGGCAAUAUGUAAAUUAUGUGAUAAAAAGGUGACUGCAAGGGACGGAAACACGUCAAACCUAAGGACGCAUCUCAGAGUUAACCAUCCACUCACUGCUGCGAGGAUGCAUUUGGCCCCGAGUUCAAUAAGCGCAACAGUUUCAACACCUCCCGCUGAUACCGAUGCAGGACCAAAACCAACAACAACUAAGUCCACCGCCACUUAUACGCAGUCGACAAUAAUAGGGGCCUUCGGGAAAACAACGAAGUACAAAAGGGACAGUGUCCGUUGGAAAACCUGCACGGAUGCAGUGACAAAAUACUUGGCAAAGGAAAUGGUCUCUUUCCACACGGUGGAAAAAAAGUCCUUUAAGGACAUGGUAAAGGUCCUAGAUGCCCAGUACGAGCUACCAGGACGGAAACAUUUCUCACAAACAGCCGUCCCACAUUUAUAUAUUAAAGUUAGAGACGAGGUUCAAGUACUGCUGUCAGAGGCCGAGAGUUAUUCUUUAACAACUGACAUGUGGUCAUCAGUUAACAUGACUCCAUAUAUGUCCCUGACUGUCCACACCAUUACACCUGAGUGGAAACUUGAAUCCAAAUGCCUCCAAACAACGUAUUUUCCUGAGAGUCAUACGGCGGACAACCUUGCUGCAGCGCUCAGAGUUGCACUUCAGAACUGGCAACUUGACGAGAAAAAACUUUCAGCCAUAACCACUGACAACGCUGCCAACAUUUCUGCCGCAAUCAGGUCCCUGGAGUGGCCGUGGCUUAACUGCUUCGGUCAUAAUCUAAACCUGGCUGUCACAAAUGCAAUGCAUGACAAUAGGCAAAAAACCGAGCGCGCCCACGGAGUGUGCCGUUGUAUUGUCGGGGCCUUUUCACACAGCUGGCAACGUAAGAGUGAACUCAACAAGAAGCAAGUGGAGUUGGGACUCCCAGAACAUAGCCUCAUAACGGACUGCGCAACUCGCUGGGGCUCCAAACUGGCAAUGGUGGAGCGCAUCCUGGAGCAGGCCCAGGGGAUCAGACACGUCUUGUCUGACGACAGAAGGAGCAGCCUGUCCCUGACCUGGCAGGACACAGACGUCUUGAAAGCUGUUCACGACGCACUGAAACCAGUCGGUGACUUCACUGAUAUUUUGUCAGGAGAACAUUAUGUGACCAGUUCCUCUAUCCUCCCCAUACUCCAGCUAUGCAGGGACAAUGUGUUGGCUUUGUCAGAAUAUGACCUCCAGCUAACAAAGUCAAUCAAAACUGGAAUUCUAAAAAAGCUAGAGGCCAAAUAUGAAUCCGAUUCAGUGCGCAAAUUAAUGCGAAAAUGCACUUUCCUCGACCCUCGUUACCGUGGAGGAUAUGAGACUGAUGCCAGCGCAUUGGCUGAGACCAAGGCAGAAUUACAGGCUGAGAUCGUGAACUUAGAGAACCAAGCACCAGCAGGUCCAGUGGUCAUCAUCAGAGUGGAAGAGGGAGAGGCGCAACCCGAACCCCCACGAAAAAGGGUGACUCUGGGAAGUCUUCUGCAAAAACAAGCCGAUGCAGUGGCAGGUCCCAUCGGCAGCGUAGAAGACCGAGUUGGAGCUGAAAUAACAGCCUACUGUUUGGAGCCCGUUAUCCAAGCAGACAAAGACCCACUUCUGUGGUGGAAAUGUGCUGCCCGGCGUUUUCCCCUGAUGUCACGGGUGGCUAGAAAGCACCUGUGCGUCUGUGCCACAAGCUCGCCGUCGGAACGGGUUUUCAGCACCGCGGGAAAAGUUGUAAGUCCCCAACGUUCCCUGUUAAAUCCAGAAAAAGUUAACAUGCUGGUUUUUCUGGCUAAAAAUCUUGACUAAACCUGUUGACACUUGCCACCCAGCUCACUGCUAUUAUUUGUUUCUUUUACUUUUACCACUUUUUUAAAGGUCGCUCUUUUUGUUAUUUAAAGUUGUUCAGGCUGUGAUGUAAUUUAAUUGAUUUGUCUGCGCAUUCUGCGCAAAAACUAUUUUGGGUGGUCAGGGUAAUUUAAUUUUUUUGACUGUUAUAUUUGUACUUUUUAAGCAGUUUCUAAUAAACGUUAAUAUUGUGCACAUUAUGUUGUUAUUGUUUCAUUAUUAGUGUUUGGUAUUUAAUUUCUGAACAAGUAGGCACAAGUCAACAGUUUGGUGAUGCCGUCUCAGCCUUAAGUCAUAAUUUUUAAUUAGUCACGGUAAUGCCGUUUACCGAGGUAAAAUGUGG